ACGUUUUCUGCCCUCACCUGCUCUUCCAGGCGAUAAACAUUUCCCACUUCGCCUGGCAUACGUGCUCUCAUGACACAGAUUCAGUCAGAGACACUGCAUGGCGCAGAUGUCGAGAACUAUGCUGCGGAGCCAGUCUCCUCUGGCGAUGGCAUCUCCAAGAAGCCCUUGAAUAGCGCCGAUGCCUUGGAGAUCGCCAUCGGGGAGAGUAGUACCGUUGAGUACACCAUUGACUCCGACAACUCCCCAUACCUGGAAGUACGGGCCAACGUGCCAAACACCGACGACCCCACACUGCCCGUCAACACGUUUCGAAUGUGGUUCCUUGGCAUUGUUUUCACUCUGAUCGGCACGGGUGUGAACCAGUUCUUCUCCAUGCGAUAUCCGAGCGUGACCAUCACCUCGCUCGUGGCGCAGCUUAUCAGUUAUCCGGUGGGUUGCGCCUUCGCGAAGGCUCUACCCAUCACGAAGUACAGAAUUGGGCGGUGGGAACUGGAUAUCAACCCGGACCAUCAUUUCAACAUCAAAGAACAUGCGGUGAUCACGAUAAUGUCGAAUCUCAGUUUCAAUCAAUCAUGGGCCAGUGCGAUCAUUCAAGCACAGAAAGUGUACCUCAACAUGUCGACCCCAGUCGGCUACCAGAUCUUACUCUCCCUGACCAUGCAAUUGUUCGGGCUGGGCCUUGCUGGCCUGACCUACCGCUAUAUCGUUGAGCCACCGCAGAUGAUCUGGCCUUCAACACUUGCCAAUGUUGCACUUUUCCAAACACUGCACAGUGGGGCUAAUCCUAUCGCCGACGGCUGGAAGAUCUCUCGAUACAGGUUCUUUCUGUAUGUCUGCAUCGGGAGCUUCUGCUGGUAUUGGUUCCCUGGGUAUAUCUUCACGGGCCUGAGUACUUUUGCUUUUAUCUGCUGGGCGGCUCCUAACAACAAAGUACUGAACAACCUGUUUGGAAUGACGACUGGUCUCGGCUAUCUACCCACCACGUUUGACUGGAGCCAGAUCGCAUACAACACAUCGCCGCUGACCAUCCCAUUCUGGGCCCAGGCCAACGUAUUUGCGGGAUGGUUCUGUCUGUUCGCCGUGGCAGCGCCCAUUCUCUACUACACCAACACCUGGUAUACCGCGUACCUGCCUCUGACGAGCUCUGACGCGUACGACAACACUGGAAACCUCUACAACUCAAGCCGUAUCCUGGACGAAGCCGGCACGUUCGACGAGGAGAAGUACAAAGCGUACAGCCCGAUCUUCCUGCCCGUCACCUUCUCUCUCAGCUACGGAGUGGGCUUCGCUGUCCUGAGCUGCCUGAUCACGCACGUCCUGCUAUACCAUACAAAAGACAUAAUCAGCACGUUCAGAGGCCAGAGCAAGAAAGACAUCCACGCGAGACUCCUGUCCCGGUACCCGGAUGUUCCUUGGUGGUGGUAUGCGGUGCUCACGGUUGUCAUCGUGGGUCUUUCCAUCAUGACUCAGUACGUUUGGCACACGGGACUUCCCUUCUGGGGUCUCUUCAUCACGCUGGCUCUGGCAGUGAUCUACGUGAUUCCCGUCGGGACGGUGUAUGCAAUUGCCAAUCUUAACAGUAACAACUUGACGGGGUUGGGUGAGAUUAUCUGCGGAUACCUUCUUCAGGGGAAGCCCCUUGUGCUGUUGAUUUUCAAGUUCUACGCAUACACCGGCUUGAGCCAAGCAAUGUACUACGCAGCAGACAUGAAGCUGGGGCUCUACAUGAAAAUCCCCCGCCGGACCCUCUUCGUCGCGCAGCUCAUCGCCUGCAUCCUCGGCACUCUAACCCAAAACGGCGUCCUCCUCUGGAUGCUAGGCCACGUCAAAGACGUCUGCUCCGAAGACCAACCGGACAACUUCACCUGCCCCCAGGGCCGAGUCAACUACAACAGCGCCGUCUUCUGGGGAGCCAUCGGCCCCGCGCGCCUCUACAACAUCGGAGCCAUGUACUCGGGCCUCCUGCACUUCUUCUGGCUGGGCGCCCUCCUCCCGAUCCUGACCUUCUUCGCCCGCAAGAAGUAUCCCAACUCGCAACUCCUGAAAGCCAUCCACUGGCCGAUCUUCUUCGCGGGAACGGGGAAUCUGCCUCCUGCUACCGGGAUCAACUACUCCACCGCCUUCGUGGUGAGUUUCAUCUUCAACAAGCUCAUCAAAACCCGUCGCCCCCACUGGUGGGCCAAAUACAACUACGUGCUCUCGGCGGCGCUGGACUCGGGCGUCGCCGUCGCCGCCAUCGUCAUCUUCUUCGCCCUGACCCUACCGGGGGUCACGUUCGGCUGGUGGGGUAAUACUGUUAGUGGCGGGACGGUCGACGGGAAGGGGACGCCGUGGUUGGAGCUGCGCGGGAACGAGACGACGUUUGGGCCGAGGGUUUGGGGCUGAUAUAUAUCCUAUAUCUACUGUCCGGGAGGCUGGGUUUGGGU
Molecule: messenger RNA, 2426 nt
Organism: Aspergillus aculeatinus CBS 121060
Lineage: Eukaryota; Fungi; Ascomycota; Eurotiomycetes; Eurotiales; Aspergillaceae
Gene: optE
Product: small oligopeptide transporter, OPT family
Exons: 12
Coding region: 70-2385 (771 amino acids)
Biological process (GO): transmembrane transport
Molecular function (GO): oligopeptide transmembrane transporter activity
Source: RefSeq, a predicted model, not a curated record